AUGGCAACUCUUCUACCUCCUCCAAAGCGGCAGAGAUCGGCAUACUCCAAGUCCAUCAAGCCUGACCCUGUUCCGGAGGCUGUGGAGAUACCUAGCAUCGUAGUCCAAUUCAAGAAUGCAGAAGAUGGCAGUAGCUUUGGACCGGCCGUCAAUCUUCCGGCAGAUACAAGUAGAGAUGCCUUGCAGAUGCUGGUCAACAAGCUCAGAGGAGAGACAGAAGAUCCCCUACCUUAUUCUUUCCACAUUCUCGGCAAACCCAAGAAUGAUGCUGCAUCCACUCGAGUGCAGAUUUCCUCUUCCAUCUUUUCUGAUGCCAUCGCUCCGCCUGCCUCUACCUCUACGGCUCCAACGUUCUCUCCGGAAGACAUCUUCGAGCUCUGGUGCGAACCUCAAGCUGUAUUCCGGGUCAGAAGCGUUGGCCGCUGCAGUGCGACCCUGACAGGUCAUGCCUCACCGAUUUUAUGCUGCGCGCACUCGCCUACUGGUCGUUAUGCUGCGACUGGGUCCGGUGAUGCCACCUGCAGGAUCUGGGACAUGGAGACCGAAACCCCAAAGUGGAAUCUGACUGGGCACAAAGGCUGGGUACUCUGUGUAGAAUGGGAUGCGCAGGAAAAGAUGGUGGCCACGGGAGGUCACGAUGGACAGGUCCGGCUAUGGGAUCUCAAGACCGGACAGGCUGUUGGGCAACCUUUGCUAGGCCACACAAAAUGGAUCACAUCCCUUGCAUUUGAGCCUCUACACCUGACCAAGGGCUCGAGCCAAAGGCUAGCCUCCGCGUCGAAAGAUGGGACGAUACGUGUCUACAAUACCUCUACCCGAAAGCUCGACUUCGUGCUCUCGGGUCACGGCGGUAGUGUCAAUGUCGUUCGAUGGGGCGGGGAAGGUGUCAUCUACACCGGGAGCAGUGACAGGACGGUCAAAGUGUGGAGCGGGGUGGAUGGCAAACUCAUUCGAACACUCUCCGAUCAUGCCCACUGGGUCAACACGAUGGCUUUGAGCACCGACUUUGUUUUGCGUACUGGACCAUUCGAUCACACUGGAAAGCAGCCCAGCUCAGAGGAGAAUGCCAAAGAACUCGCGCUCAAGCGUUACAAAGAGUUCCUGAGGGCCUCGUCCGAGAUUUUGAUCACCGGGUCGGAUGAUCAUACCCUCUUCCUAUGGCCAGACCAAGCUUCCUCUUCUCUCAACGCCAAUGCUACCCCCAAGAAACCAUUGGCUCGCCUUACCGGACAUCAGAAGCAGGUCAAUCACGUUGCAUUCUCUCCUGAUGGCCGGAUCAUCGCUAGUGCAGGCUUUGACAACGCUGUCAAGCUGUGGGAGGGAAAGACUGGAAAAUUCAUUGCCAAUCUUCGAGGACACGUUGCGGCAGUGUAUCGAGUUGCCUGGUCUGCAGACUCGAGGAUGCUGGUCAGUGCGAGCAAGGAUUCCACUCUGAAGCUCUGGGAUCUCAAGAAGUACAAGAUCCGGCUAGACCUGCCUGGUCAUACAGAUGAGGUGUAUUGCGUGGACUUUGUGGCGGACAAGGUGGUCAGCGGUGGAAGAGACAGAACAGUGAAAAUGUGA
This is a messenger RNA of Kockovaella imperatae, 1563 nucleotides long. Its product is annotated as WD40-repeat-containing domain protein. The coding region runs from base 1 to 1563 and encodes 520 amino acids. Gene Ontology annotation, cellular component: nucleolus. The transcript is spliced from 9 exons. Gene Ontology annotation, molecular function: protein binding. The record is from RefSeq and is a predicted model, not a curated record. Gene Ontology annotation, biological process: ribosomal large subunit assembly. NCBI's taxonomy places the organism in Eukaryota, Fungi, Basidiomycota, Tremellomycetes, Tremellales, Cuniculitremaceae.